AUGCUCAUUUAUGGUGAUGAUGAAUCAGUAAAUUUAUUAGUACGUUCAUCUACUGAACCAAAUGUUCGUCGAUAUUGUGUUUCAGUCGCUAAAUUACCCAAUGGUAAUACAGUUAAUAUAACAGGUUUUGGUUGGCAUAAUCCAUAUAUUGCAUCCCCAAUGGUCAAUGGUUGUAAUGUCACAGAUCUUAGAAAUCUUUUACCAAGUACAUUUCCAUUAAAAACAACAAUUAUUCUAUAUGAACAUCAAUGUAAAAUGACUGAACAUGCAUGGCAUAUCGAAAGUUUAUUUGGAAAAAAUAUAUCUUUAAUGAUUUUAACAAAUCGUACAAAUACAAAUUAUGAAUUAUCAUAUAAUAAAACAGCAAUGCCUGUAUCAAUACCUGUUUUAAUAUUUUGGAUAAAUGAUUUUAAUAAAAUCAAUAAAACUUAUACUAAUAUAAGUAACAUUGAAAUAUCAAUGAAUUAUGCUCCUGUUAUAGAAAAAAAAUUUCGUCCAGCUGUACUAUUAAUGUUUUUACUUGUUUUAUUUAUAUUACUUUGUGGAAAUUUUUGGGCAGCUGAUGAAUUUGUACGUAAAAUUAAACAUCGACAUACAAAUAAAGAAAAUGAAUCCGAAAGUGUAAAUACUUCUCGUACAUCAAAUGAUAAUCCGGACACAGUAUCGAACAAUAAUCCUAAUAUAAUAGCAGAAUCAAAAAUAAAUAAAAAUACAAAUUUAGAUAAUAAAACACCAUCAAAUAAUGAACCGGCUAUUAUCUAUAUGCCUUAUUGUAUUAUUGCACUUCUGUUAGUUUUUGCUGUUGGUUGGCUUUUACUCAUUUUUUACUUUCCUAAAGUUAUGAUUUAUAUACUUCAAGCUAUGUUUUGUAUUGGUGCCUUUUCUUCAUUAACUUCAUGUUUUGAUCGUUUGAGUUAUUUUUUACCAAUUUUACGUCGUUAUCGUACACCAUCACAUACUUGUCAUAAACCAUGUACCUGUCAAUUAGGUCCAUUUAAUGUUUUUACUAUAUGUGCAAUGAUUAUUUCGUUAACAAUGAUAAUUAUUUGGUAUAUAUAUCGUCAAGCUGAAUGGGCAUGGGUUUUACAAGAUCUUCUUGGUGCAGCUAUCUGUAUAACAGUUACAUCUGUUUAUCGUCUUGGAAAUAUGCGUGUUAUAACAUUAAUAUUACUUGGUUUUUUUCUUUAUGAUAUAUUUUUUGUUUUUAUUACACCAUACAUUCCAUUUUUUCAACCAUCUAGUCCUAAAAAUACAUCUACAAUAACGACAACAACAACAACAACAACAAUGUCACCAUAUACUGUAUCAAAUGUUCAGACAAUAGUUGGAUAUCGAAAAGUAGCAAGAAAUCCAUCGGUUAUGGAACAAGUUGCGUUAGGUAUUGGAACUAAUGGAGAAGUCGUUCCACUUUUAUUUGCUCUACCUAUGUUUAUACCUGAAUCUGAAAUUGAUCCAUGUAUGACAAUAAGAAAAUCAAUGCUCGGUUUUGGUGAUGUUAUUUUACCAGGUAUUUUACUAACAUUUUGUAAAAUAUUUGAUAUUGCUAGUGAAAAUCGUUGGCCAAUUUAUUAUGUUCAAUCAUUAGUAUCUUAUUUUAUUGGUUUAUCUUUAACACAUGUUGCAUUGUAUGUCAUGAAUACAGCUCAACCAGCACUUCUCUAUUUAGUACCUUGUAUACUUUUAUCAACAAUAAUAACUGGUCUAUGUCGUGGUGAAUUAAAAGAACUGUUUCAUGGACGACGUCUUCAAUCAUUACUUGAUGGUAAACCAAAACAUGUUGAAAGUUCAUUAUUAGCUGCUUCAGAAAAUUCAAUAAACGAACAAACACAACAAUCAACUGAUGUUGUUGUUGGAAUUAGUGAUGCAGUUGGAGCAGUUACUGGUGUAGAAAAUCGAUAA
Molecule: messenger RNA, 1899 nt
Organism: Adineta steineri
Lineage: Eukaryota; Metazoa; Rotifera; Eurotatoria; Adinetida; Adinetidae
Source: the annotation of a GenBank genome assembly